UCGGCUCCAGCACCCUGGACAGCACCGCCGCCGUGGCCCAACAUACAACCGUGGAAACUUUUACAUGUUGAUUGUGAUAGGUGAGAUAGCCACAGACCACCAGCUACAGAUCGCAAAACAGCACAUCGAGCGAGGGAUCCGCUCAUGGGACACCAGCCUUGCAGCAUGUGACCUGGACCAUGAGCUGCAGCUCUUCAUAACACGACACUCCGCCCAGUUCUCUGCAGAGGUCAGAGGACAAAGGACUCUGCACCACAGAAGUGAUGUACUCGAGACAGUUGUCUUAGUCAAUCCAUCAGAGGAUACAGUUCUUUCAGAGAUCCAUUCUCUUGUGUCUGACCCAGCUGUGCACAAGCUACUGGUCCUGAGUGGGCAAAACUCAGACCAAGGUGACCUGGUUCUUCAAACUGGAGUAUUUACUUCUCAAGCCUUUUUACGUGUCUUUGCUGAUCCCGGGGUCACUAACCUGCAGGAAAAAGUUGACCCAGGGCAGCGGGAAACACUCACUGUGUCGUGCCGACUUGAGGCAGGUUGGACGUCUCUGGGGCAACACUUAAGCAAAUUUUUGGACUACAAAUUGAAUCCUGUGCCAAUACUCCCCAAAAUGGAUGGCGUCACAGAGUUCACAGAGUACAUUUCUGAGACAGUAGAUGUGCCAUCUCCUUUUGACCUGCUUGAACCACCAACUUCUGGAGGAUUCCUGAAACUGUCCAAACCUUGCUGCUACAUCUUCCCUGGUGGAAGAGGAGACUCUGCACUUUUUGCCGUCAAUGGCUUCAACAUUUUGAUUGAUGGUGGCUCUGAGAGAAGAUCAUGCUUCUGGAAGCUUGUUAGACACUUGGAUCGUAUUGAUUCAAUUCUGCUCACCCACAUUGGUGCUGACAACCUCCCAGGUAUCAAUGGGCUCCUUCAGAGGAAGAUAGCAGAGCAGGAGGAAGAACAAUCUCAAGGCUCCACUACUUACAGUGAUUGGAUGAAAAACCUAAUCUCACCAGAACUUGGAGUUGUGUUCUUCAAUGUUCCAGAGAAGCUACGCACAUCUGAGUCAAACUUGAAAGUUAAGCGUAGUAUUGAAGAGGCAUCUCUUACAUUGCAGUACCUCAAUAAGCUUGGAAUUAGGUCUGAACCUCUUUUCCGAGUAGUUAGUAAUACGAUUGAACCCAUCACGCUUUUUCAUAAAAUGGGUGUGGGAAGGCUAGAUAUGUUUGUCCUCAAUCCUGUGAAGGAUAGUAAGGAAAUGCAGUUUUUGAUGCAGAAGUGGGCUGGUAACAGCAAGGCUAAAACUGGAAUUGUGCUCCCCAACGGAAAGGAGGGAGAAAUAUCUGUGCCGUACUUAACAUCUAUUACAGCACUUGUGGUGUGGCUUCCUGCCAGCCCAACAGAGAAGAUUGUCAGAGUUCUGUUCCCUGGCAAUGCACCACAAAAUAAAAUCCUUGAAGGGCUUGAAAAGCUUAAACACCUUGAUUUUCUGAGAUAUCCUGUAGCUACACAAAAGGAUAUAGCCUCUGGAAUCUCAGCAUCUGCUGUAAAACAGACAAAGUUAAAGCAAAGGACUGACAGCAAAGAAAGUCUUAAGUCUCCCAAGACGCAUACACCUACAAAGACCAGUAAGAAAGAAAUUGAUGUACAGGAGGACACAUCCAUUCUUGAGACAAAGAGUGAUUCUGUCAAGGAGAAUAAGUCUGAAAAGAAAGAGGAGAAAAAACACACAAAACCACUGAAACCAAAAUCUGAGGUAAUAGAAAAGAAAAGAUUGCUGAAAGAGAAAUCACUGAAAAAAUACACUAAAGAAAGAGCAUCCAAAAUGGAUGAGAAAAGAGACAAGGAAAAGAAAGAGCUCAAGAAAGAAAAACGUGAAAUAAAAAAAGAUGACUUGGUAAAAAAAGAUGAGAAAAAAAUAAAGGGCAAGGAUGUUUUAAAACCAGAACUAAGGAAAAUCACCAAGCCUGAUCUAAAACCAUUUACACCAGAGGUCAGGAAGACUCUUCACAAAGCCAAAACCCAAGGAAAACCAAAAACAAUAAAGAGCAAGACUGCUAAAGUGGAAAAUGCAGAAACUGUGUCAGAACCAAGUACUGAGAAAGCCAAGACUGAGAUUCAAGAGAAUGGAACAGGGGAAGUCAAAUCUAUUCUUUCAACUCCAGAAGAUUUGACAAGGGAUUUUGAGGAGUUGCAAGAAAAGAAACCAACUGAACUGAUACUCCAGCCUGAGAAAGAUGAAAGUGCCAUUCCAUCUUCAAAACCAUCUGAUGAAGAAUUGGGCCCCAGUACUGACACUGCUGAUGAGAAAGUGGAGGCCAUUGUUUCUCAAACUGCACCACAUAUCCAGGAACCAAAAGUUUCAGAGAAAGAUGAAUUGCCAGUAACUGUAGAAAUGAAGGGAGAAACUGAGGAAGUUGCAGAGGAGCAACAGACACUGGAAGGUGAUAAAUUUGAGGAUGAAGGCACUGCCAUAGAGGAUGAAGAUGAGGAGGAGGAGGAAGUGCUGACCAUUGAAAAGAAAACAAUAGAGGAGGAAGAGGACAUGGGUAUAGGAGAUGAAGAAGAUGAAGGGGUAGGAAAGGACAGCAAAGAUUUAGAGGGAGUUGAUAGAAAACAUGAGGUCGAGGAAAUGGAAAAGCAUCGAGGCAAAGAAGAAAUUACAAACAUUGCAAAGACUGAAGUUAAAGAAGGGCAGGUGGAAGAUGAAUAUGUCAUUGAAAAAGCAGAGCUAGAGGAGGCAGAGGAUUUAGAUGCCAUUGCAGAUGAAGAAAUCAAAGAGGGUGCAGACAAAAAGGUCACAAAGGAAUGGGAGUGCAAAACAGGUGAGGAGACCCAGCUGGCCAAAGAGGAUGAGGAUGCAUACCUGUCCAAUAUGGGUGUGGUGACAGCUGGAAUUACCUCAACAGUCCAAGGAGCGGCUGCAGCAGAGAGCUUAUCAUAUAUUCAGGAUGAGACCAUACCCGGUUACUCAGAAACUGAGCAGACAAUUUCAGAUGAGGAGAUUCAUGAGGAAUCUGAGGAUAGGAUACCUCACCUUCAGUAUGAAGUUGGAACCUAUGAUGUCUCAGUCCCAGAUCAAACAGGUUCCUUUGAUGCAAUCCAUGGCAUGAAGGAAAUGCAAGCAAUGGGUGAUGGAACAGCAAAAGCAUUUAUGGGUAUUCAAGAACCUGCUAUUUCAGUGUAUACUAGCAUAAUAGCAGCUCCAUUGGCAGAGGAGGAACAUGUCUCAUCAGCUACAUCAAUCACAGAGUAUGACAAACUUUCCUCUUUUCCAACAUCUGUUACUGAGGAUCAGUCAGUGGCAUCUGUCACAGCACCUCAGUCUGAAGACACCGGAAAGAGCUCACUACUUCUGGACACAGUAAAUAGAGUACAUCCCAUAACCCAAACAGAAGUUACCCAAGGAAAAGAUUAUUUGCACUCUGCUGGAAGCAUCUCUCCAACAUCCUCCCUGGAAGAGGACAAGUGUUUCAAAUCGCCUCCUUCAGAGGAAUGUCCAGCCCUUCCCUUAGAGGGAAAACCCAAAGGAGUUGAAACUACUCCCCACUAUGAUGAAGAGGAGGAUGAUGAGUAUGAAGAUCAAACACCAAAUGUUGAUAUUUCACUUGGCAAGUUACAGGAAAGUUAUACAAUCUCCCAUAAACUCCAAGAGAGAGACAAAGAAGUUGGCAGGCCCAAAAGUCCUGAGCCUUCAUCUUUGGAGUCUGCUCUGGAUCAAAAAUCAGUGUCCCCACCUGAGCUGGCAGAAAAAACAGUGCCAACAUUUAAAGAAGAUGCAGCCUCUGAGGUCAUUGAAAAAACACACUCUACAUUUCCUGUGACUUCUAAGCCACUAGUUUCAGAGUCCAGUGGUUUUCCAGAGGCAGAUGACCGAUGCUUCAGCCCAGAUGACAGCACUGUUAAAAUGGCCUCUCCUACACAAUCUGGACCACCUAGUGCCACCCACUCUCCACUUCAUGCAUCACCUGUGGAAGGUAAAGCCAGUAUAUUCCCUGAACAGCUGGAACAAGACAUGGAGAAGAAAAUCUGCCCCCCUGAGUUUAAACUUGAAAAAGAGAGUAAGAAACCAAGAAUAUUAACUGAUGAGGUUGAGCAACAUGAACCAGACACAGUUAUUAAAACAGAUGGAAAAGAAGCUCAUAAAGCAGAAGAGAAGAGUCAGACUGCAUUGAAAGAGGAAGAGAUGUAUCAAAUGCAAGAGAAAAAAGAGCCCACUGCUGUAACAACUGCACUGACUACAAAGGAGGAAUCCUCAUUUAAAGAAGAAGAUCUCGACGAUUUACCUGCAGAGAAAAUAAUUGAAGGGCUGAUGGUACAAACAAGCAGAGAAGAGCCUGAGGAUAAAUAUGAAGGUGAUUUCAGUUUUUAUAGCAAAGCCAAAAUUGCAGAAGAAAGGGAGGGCCAGUUCCUUGAUGAUCGUGAUUAUGUUGAUGAAUCACUUGGUGUUUCAACUUCUGUAGAAGAAGAAGAGAAAAAAGAAAAAGAAAAAGAGCUUUAUGAAGAUGAGAAAGAGGAUGCAGAGGAAAAAGAAGAAGGAGGUUAUCAGAAGACCUCACUACUAGAGACAGAUAAGGAAGCAGCUGUGUCAAUUUUAGAAUCAAAAGAAAAGCAAUCUGAUAUAUCACAGCAGCAAGGUAUAAUUUUAGGAUCUGUGAAAAAAGAUGAUAUCCCAAAAGUGGAUUCCCAAACUGUGAUAUCUCAAAAAAAUCAUGAAAAAUCAGAUGUAGCCCCUAAACAAGAUAAAGAAUCUAAAGAGAAACAAGUUGAGGAAAUCAGAUAUCAUUUCUUGGAGUCUAAACCAGAAAAAGAUGGUUUGUCCUUUAAGGAGGAUGAUGAAUCCAACAAGAGGGAUGUGGCCAGUAAACAAACUGAAGAUUUACAUUUAACAGAUGCAAGAGCCCAGACAUUUGCAGUGGAUGAAUCUAUAACAAAACAAUCAAAAGAGGAACAACCUGAUGAAUCAACUGCACCUGAAAAUUUAGAUAAAGUGAAUCAGAUAACUGACAAGACAAUAGAAAUUAUUAAAACCACAAUUGUGCCACCAGCAUUAGAAGAUACAGAUGCAUCCCACACAACUGAGCCAGAAGCUAAACAAAAGGAGAUAGAAGUAAUAAAAUCUCAGGUGUUAGCUUUGGAAAAAACAGAAAUGAUUUCUAAAGAGCAUGUGAAAGAUUCUCUCAUCCCAUUGACACCAGAAAAAACAGAUCUCGUAGCCAAAACUGAUCAAGAAUAUAAAGAUGCAACAACAGGAGAUAUCAAAACUCAAAAACAGGAAGCAGAUUCAUUUGAACAUAUCUCUUCAGAAACAGAUUAUAAAUCAAAAGAUAUGCAUGUAGUAGAGAGUGAUUCAAAAACAGAUUUCACAUCCAAACAGGUUCAAGAAUCUAGGGAAAAACAAAAGGAAGAAAUGCAGAUUCUGUCAGCUGAGACACAUGUACUCUCCAAAGGUGAGGAAGAACCUACAAAGAAGUCUGCAGAUGACACUCUGUCAACUACAAGAACGUUAGAGGAACCAUACACAUCAUCUCAAAUUGAUUUUGAACCUAAAGAAAAGCUAAUUGAUAAAACAAGCCAUCCUGAAAUCUCAAAGUCUGAUUCAGAAGACUCAGAAUCAAUCUACAAAUCUGACCAAGAAUUUAAACACACAUUUCCAGAAGAAAUAAAAUUUCAAAUGGAGACAUCAUUUUCAGAAAAAAGAGAUAUGUCAUUAAAAUCUGUUCUUGAAUCAAAAGAUGAACAUUUAAAAGAGAGCCAGCCUGAAGCUCAGUCAGAGGACUCAGAUUUAAAAAUGAAAGAUAAACAAAUAUCUAAGGAGAAACAGAACGAGGAAACUGUGCCUCAGAAGCUGGAGCCAGAUGUAAUGUUGAAACACAGUAAGGAAUCCACAGAGAAGCAUGAAGAAGAAAUCAAAUCUAUAGCACAGCUUGGUUCAGAAAAGUCAGACAUACCUUCAAAGAUAGAUUAUGAAUCUAAAAUGUUGGGUACAUCUGAAACAUCCAUAGUUAUAAAACAAACAGAUUCAGUUUGCAUAACAGAUCAAGAAUCUAAAGAUAAAGAAGACAUACAAUUCCAAACACAGUUCACUUCAGAAAUAACAGAUACAAUCACUGAGGACAAACAUGCACAGCAGACACAGACUGCUUUCACAUCAGAGAUUACAGUAACAACAGAUGAUGAGAAAUCUAAAGAUAAGAUAAUGGACGACAUCAAAUGUCAUUUACCACUAUCGGCUCUUGAAAAAACAGAUGCUGAUCCAAAAGUAGAUCAUGAACCUAAGGAUAAAGAUAUAGCUGAUGACCAAUCCCAAGUCUUCAAAUAUAUACCUGAGAGGACUGAUUCAGUAUAUAAAGGGGAUAAAGAAUCUAAAGACAAACAAGUAGAAGAGGUCCUUUUUCAGAAACCUGAAUCAGUUUCAGAAAGGACUGCUGUGGCAUCUGACAAAGAUCAAGAAACUAAAGAAAUACAUGUGAAAGAGAGCAAACAGUUUUUGGAAUCAUUGCCUGAAGGAACAGAUAGCAUUUCUAAAUCUGAUCAACCUGAUGAGAGGCAAAAAGAAAGUUUAUAUCCUGUAUAUGAUGAAACAGUCUCAUCAAAACUUGAAUUGGCAUCCAAAGAGACACAUUUAAAAGAGAGUCCAAUCAAGUAUUUACCCGAACAAUUUUCUUUACCUGGGUCAGAUUCAACAGUGGAUUCUAAACUUGAUUUAGAAUCUAAGAAAGCACUUAUAAAAGAGGCUAUAGUAAAACAGGAAAUCCCAGCAAUGCUACAUCAAGAACCUGAGAAAUCGGCUCUAGAAGAAUCUCCAAAACAAACGUCAUUAUCAAGUUCUGAGGCAGAAGAUCUGGAAUAUCCAGAUACAGACCUUGUAUCCAGAACACAACUGCAAGAAGAAAGUCAGAAACAUAUGCUGUCAGUGUAUGAUACCUUACCAUCAGUAACAGAAAAAAUGGACAUUAGUGCUAAGUUGAAUUUAGAAUAUAAAGAGAAGUGUCUUGAGGCAAUUAAACCUGAAGCUUCACUGUCCAUAUCUAAAGAAACAGAGAAUGGCUCCAAAUUUCCAUCAAAGUAUUCAGAUCAUGAAGAAAGUACAGAGGAGGAUGAAGGAGAUGCUGUCUGCAUGGGAGGUGCAGGUUCAAGACCACUAUCAGUAGAACCAUGGGCCUCAGACAAAACAAAGGAAAGUGGCACAGAUCAAACACCAUCCAUAACAGGCACUGUAAAAGAGGAACUGUCAGGUCAAUUAGAUGAACCGAAGACCACAUUGCUGUCCACAGUAGGUGAAGAUUUUAGUUCUGUGUCACGAUCAGAACUCUUGACCCAUGCCAUCAGUCAGCCAAGUGUUGAGGAGUCUAAAAAGCUGGAAACACAGGUCUCCUCAGCAGACACAGUGAAACCUGAGAAGGAAUUGGAGAGAGAAAUGGAAAGAGAGCGAGAGAUGGCCUCUCCAGGGUUAGAAAUGUCAUCUUUACAUUUUCAAAAAACAGACAGUGCUAAUAAAAAGCAUUCCGAAAGGGCUGCCGAUAGAGAGACAAAACCAGAGAAAGAAAAAAAGGAUGACAGCAUUACCUGCCAACUAGAAAAGGGUAGCUAUGAGCCAUCUAAAUAUGAACCCUAUGAAAAGCCUAUCUCAAAGGGCCUUGACAAAGACAGAAAGGAUAAAGACAAAUAUCCUAAUCUUGAGGUAGAUGUAGAUGACAAUAGAAGGGUUAGCCAGUCAUCCCUGCUUGAAGCAGCAUGUAACAUAGAUGAACAAAGUGAUGAAGAACCAGUAUCAUUCAGCAAAGUUGAUUACCAUACCUCUUUCUCAGAGAUGAAAGCAGGUAUUUUGAGUGGGCCCAGUACCUGCUCAGAACAAGAUAAUAAGGUGAGUUACCAAGAAGAAUUGUUAGAUAGAGAGAGAUUAGAUACACCUUACAUGGACAAGAGUUUUACCUAUGUGGAGACCUAUGACAACAGAAUCACCCCUACAUCUGGAUCAAGUUCCUUGUCGUCCAGUGACUUCCAAGACAGAUCAGAGAAAUUGGUGAGGGAAGAGAAAGAGAAAGAGAAGGAGACUAGCAAGGAGGGCACCUCUCUUCAUAGAGAGGAAGAAAAAGAUGCUGGAGCAGAGCUGUCGAUAAAAAAGCCUUGCACCUCUGCCUCCAAUCUGUCACAGCCUGAUGAAUCCGAAACUGAGAAAGAGUAUUCUCAUACAGAGGCCAGUGAUGAUUCUGUGACAUCUGUUAAAUCUGAGGCAUUUGUGGCUGUUGGAAUUACUAAACAAGGGCUGCUUUCUCCAUCACAAGAUCAGUUAACCCUUCAGACAUCAGUGCCCUCAACCUCAGCCCAUAUUGAGAGUGUACCAGAGAGUCAAGCCAUAAAAAGGGAAGAUAAAGUAGACACAGAGUCAGCUAAGCAACUAAAGAUAGAUUCAUCUGUCAGCAAAGAAGGCCCAUUUUCCUCUGUUCAUCACUCCCCACCAGAGAAAAUUCUUAGUCAGUCAUUUCCUGAGAAUCUAGAUAAUCAGGUUUCUGCUGCUGCUUGUGCUGACGUACCUCAUGUUGAUGACAAUGUUCUUGCAUCGGAGAGCACAAGCAGCGCAAGCUGUCAUACUAGCAAAUCAUCGUUUGCAAGUGGAGAAAUAGAAGCAUACCCAAUUAAAAGUCAGAUGAUACUGGCAGAAGAAGAGGAUGAUUAUGAGGAUGAAGAUGAGGAAGGUGAAGAAGAUGAAGUCAGUGAUGUGGAUAUGGAAAAAGGAGCCCGGGAAAUGUCAGAGAAAGAGUCUAAAGCAACAUCUGAUGAUGCUAGUGAUACAUUAAGUAAGACAAAACAAGAGGAAAAGGAGAAGCAGUCAUACAAAUUGAAGGAAAAGUGGGAGGAGGGCAGUGCAUCAGGAGCUACAGGAGAGACUUUGGAAGAAGAGACAGCUGAAUCAAUUACUAAAGUCAUAGGUAGCACCUCUUCUUCUCUAUGUCAAGAUGACUCUGAAAAGGGUGCGACAAUUACAGCAGGGCCUGCAUCUGUUCUGAGGUACCAUCAGGAUCCUGACAGCAAGGAAGCCGAGCAGUCAGUGGAAAAAGACGGCAAUGUACAAUCUCCUGAACUGAGCAAGACAAAAAUUAAAGAAGAAUGUGAUAUGCAGAUCUCUGAUAAAAAGCCAGAGGAAGUAGAAUUCAUGGAGAGUGUCCAGAUAGCUAUAUCUGAUGCAGCUCAGUCUUUAUCUUCAUCUUCUACUUAUUCUUCAUCAACAUCAGCCUCAUAUUCAACAGGGCAACACAUUAGAGAGGGGUUGGAGAGCCCUAUUACUAUGCACAGUUCUCAUUUGAGAACAGAUGCAGAUAGUAUAUCAUAUGAGUACUCUUCUCUCAAAGAAGAGGAAUCUUUAGCAAUGGAUUUAAGCUCUGGGGUGCAGUCAAGAGAUGAAUACAUGGAAGUCUCUGAAAGGCUCACACCUGUAACAACAACAGCUGAGUCAAUAUCCAGUCUUGCAAGGUUUUCUCCACUCAGUCCACUAGAGGAGAGCAAAUCUUUCGUUCAAGACCAAACAUCAUCAGCAGAGGAGAAGUCAGAGGAUGAUACAAGAAGUAUUAAAUCAGACAAAGAUCAGCCCUCCAACCAAACAGAAAUGUGUGUGACUGAACCACAGUUCUCAAAAUUACCUGAAUCAUCCAAACCUCCACCACUACAGGCUGAAGUAGUUUCUGCUACACCAGUUAUGUUUAAUAUUGCUCCUUUAAAGAAAGCUGACACAGCAGACAGAUUCUUCCAGGAAGAAUCCUCUGACAUGGAGUCAGAGGAUCAUGCAAGCAGUACAGAGGAAGGAACUUUACCCUGUAGAAUUGAAUGUGAUAGCCCUGCACAUCACGAUCAAAAAUUAAGUAUGCAGUCACUAUGUGAACAACCAGCUGAUCUGAAAGCCACAACUACAGAUAUCCUUGAUGAGUCUAAUCUGCAGAUACACACACAACAGCAGACUGUGGUAGGGUCAUCAAAUGGGCCAUCAGAAGUUUGCCUAAGUUCUCAAGCUGUUUCAAGUAAAAUUAGUGAAACACUUGGAGCUGGCACCAUGGACCAACCAGAUACAAAUCAAGUGGAGGUAGAAAAACAUAAGGAAAAGAAGAAAGAUGAGUUUAAGAAGGAAUAUGAGGGACAUGAUGCUAAAAAAGUGAAAGAAGAUCAAGCAGACCAGCAAAAAGAGGAGAGAGAAAAAUGCAAAAUCGAGGGAAAACAGGAAAUCAUGCAGAGGAAGGAGAACAUGGAUGAUAAGAAAGAAGGAAAGGGGGAUGAAGAGAGAUCAGUAGAUGAUAAACUGAAACAGGAACAGACUCAUAUUAAAACAACAGGACUAGAGAUGAAAAUUGAAGAUUUGAAAGAAAAAGCUAUGGAAGAAAAGGAGAGUAUAGAGAAAGAACAGAUGGAAAAAAUAAAAGAAAAUAUAGAGUCCAAAGAAGAAACACGAGAGGGGACGUAUCCACCAAAAGAAGAGUUGUCAGGAAAAGAUACUGAGAAAACACAUGAGUCGAUUAAAAAAACCUCUUCUGAAAUAAGGGAGGAGUCAAGUUUAAGACCAGCAGGACCUGGUGAUAAAGUGGAUGUGCUGGAACAUGACUCAAAAGAACAGAAAGAUCAAACACUGCUUGUAUCUCAUUCUGCAGGUGAAGAGGUCGCAUGCUCCAAGACCUCCAAAAAGUCAGAAGAUGAUUUAACUCGACCCUCUGAUCUUUGCAUGGAGACAAGCUCCUCUCAGUCACCUCCAUUAUACAAACACCACAAAGGGGAACUCUCCCCUUCAUUUAUUAACCCGAGCCCACACCAUUUAUCCAGUGAGGAGGGAGAAGAGGAUGCGGGAAGUGACUGCUCCAAGGAAGAUGACUUUGAUGAUGAACGUGAGCAGCAUUCUGUUAAAAGGAGAUCUCACAAGCAGCAGCGUCACCAUGCCCACAGCCACCAUGGAGACAGCAAGGAGAGCUCCCACUCCCAUCCUAGUGGCAUAGCAACUGGACAUGGUGUAUCACUAGCAGGAGAAGAAACCCCUCCCACCUCUCUGAGUGAGUCACUUCCCUCUCAGUCUGACUCAGAUGUACCACCUGAGACUGAGGAGUGUCCAUCCAUCACAGCUGAAGGAAACCUUGACUCAGAUGAAGAUGCAGAGCAUCUACCAGUGGACAAAAUGUCUGCCAGUAGUGGAUGUGGUGGAGGUCACCAUUCAACCUCUCCAAGGAGCCAUGAUCCCUCACCAGUCCCAAUGAAAGACCCUGUUCCUCAACCACCCCACCCUGAUGUGUGUAUGGUAGACCCAGAAGCACUUGUUAAUGCCCAAAGCCACACAGAGCGACCUCUCAAGAAAGACCUUAAAACCAACAAAGGAUUAAAGAAGAACCUAGGGAAGCCAAAGUCUGCAUCUCCAGCACGUAAAAGUGAAUCAAGGACCAGACGGUCCACAACCCCUAUAAAACAAGCAUUUAAAGACUCCUCACCUCAUGGUCCUCCUCUUAAAAGAUUAGAUUCUGAAAAGACACUCCAUUUGUCUCGAACAUCUGAUUUCCAGGUUUCUAAGGGAGAUAACUAUCCAGGAAAAGGGCUUGUUAAUGGUGUAAAGAGCAAUACAGGCUCCAACCAAAAGUCCAGCUCUGGUAUUUCCCCUGGACCACCUUUCUACGUCGAUCUUGCCUACAUUCCAAAUCACUGCAGUGCGAAAAAUGUUGACCAAGAAUUUUUUAAGCGAGUGCGUGCUACAUACUAUGUUGUGAGUGGAAAUGACCCAGGGAGUGGAGAGCCCAGCCGUGGAGUUCUGGAUGCUCUGCUUGAAGGCAAAGCACAGUGGGGAACCAAUCUUCAGGUGACCCUAAUUCCUACCCACGACACAGAGGUGACUCGUGACUGGUACCAGCAGACUCACGAGAAGCAGCAGGAUCUGAAUAUAAUGGUCCUGGCCAGCAGCAGCACAGUGGUCAUGCAGGAUGAGUCUUUUCCUGCCUGCAAAAUAGAAUUCUAGGGAGGUAUUCAAUUUAUAAAUACAUUCAUUUCUCAUGAUUCCUAAAUAUGGUGUAUUUGUUACCACACACAGUCUUGCUUUCCAUUGACUGCCUUUUAUAGUUUAAUCUUAGCCUGCAAUGGCCACAAACCCUAGUGUUGUCAAACCAGGCCUUACUUAUAAGCUUUGGUUUAGUCUCCUGAUUCACACCCAUGUGCUAUUUGAUUGUAAGACGUAGGCCAAGAAUUCAAUGUUGAAUUACUAGAUGCUGUUUGAGAAUUGGUGGCAUAGGCUGAAGUUUAUUGUACAUUUAGUUUACUCAUAUUUGCUAUAUCUUUCAGAAACAAGUACCUGUGUAAAAUUGAAUUUGUAGCACAAAUAGGCCCUCUGCAAUUUAUAAUAAUAUAGCUCAUCCUUGCCCUACUUUACUCAUUUUAAAUGAGUUUGUAUUAAUCUACAAAGACAUACAAUGAAUAGAGGAGCAUUUCUUCUUCAGAGAUCUAACAGCCUCUUUGAGACAACAAAUCUUUAAGGUAAAAAUCUUCAAAAUACCUGUUUGUGGUAAUGUAUCAUGGUUGCAUUUAAAACAGACCCAGUGCUGGAGACCUGAAUCACCCUAUUCUGAAAAGGCACAUACUGUACAAAUGCCAGCAAUAUGGAAGCAACCACCCAUCCAAGAAAUUAACAAACAAGCUAAUUAAAACAUUUUUAAGGUCCCAAUCUAAAUGAUAUAUUAUUACAAUGAACAAAAUCUAUAGAGGAUUUAUGAAAAUGUAAUGCAACUUUGAUUGAGAAUUUGUGUCUUUUUAAAGAAAAGGAGUUUGUCUGCAGAUACGUCAUGUCAACAUGAGUUUGUUAUUCGAGACUGUAUAUGUAUGUGUCUUUAAGAAUAUGGCACUGUAGAUGACCUCACCGGUUACCAGCAGCUCAGUGGUGUUUGGCUGACAAGGCCCUUAUGUACCCACAUUGGCUGAUGCAAAACAUUCAAGAACGGUGCAGCUUGUGUGUAGCAAUCUGUAUUUUAAAAGAAAUUAACUAAAAACAAAAAAGCUAACAAAAAGGAUUUAUUUUGCAGCAACUGAUAUUUUACUUAGUUUAACUAAAGCAUGGUGCUUGUGCAGCUCAGGCUUCUCUUAAGAGGUACAGUGUAUUUAGAGACUUUGUAUUCCCCCAUCUUUACAUACAGACAAAUACUUUCAUAUAAUUUACUGAACCAUCUACAUACUGAUUAACAUGACAUUUAGAGAAAACGAAACCUUAUUGCCAAAUGUGUGGGGGGUUUUUUCUAGAAAAGUUUGGAGGAGGACAGUGGCCUGGUUGCAGUAAUUUUCAUAAUGACAUCAUGAGUACAUACCUAAAGAAUUUGAACAAAAGUACAUACACAAAUAAUUGACACAUUUUGUAAAGUUUUACAUUAACAGACCUAGUUUAAAACAAUUUUCAGAUACUAGCUUUUAUGUGAAUGAAAAGUCUUGGGAGGCACUGAUUACCAGUGAUUUAUGUAGCAGUAGCAGUUAAGAGGUUUGAACAUGAGACCAUAUAAAUAAUGAUUUCAGGCAUGAGUGUGUGCCAUUUCAUCCCUUCUCAUGUGCCUUCUGCAUUCAAUAGCUAGAAAGAAAAAUAAUGGUUUACAGAACAAUGCAGAAGCACUUUAAACAGCAUGGGGAAAAGGAAUUAAUAGAAUUGAUGUGUGUUGAAAUAGAAGCUAGAUUUUAAUGAUGAUGAAUUGCAAGUCAUUAGUAGCCUUAUAAUAGAUGUACAGUGAUGCAGAAUUAAUUAUCCCCUGUUCUAAAGUAUUAUCCAAAACAACUAAAACUAUAUUUUGCACCAAGUAUGAUAGCACAUUUUAUAGAGUGAGAGGGCCAUACAUGAAAUGGGGUAUGGGUAGGUAAACUGCAUGUAAAUAUUACAUAAAUAAUGUGAAAUGAUUCAUUUACUGUAAAGAAAUGGAACAAACUGAGGUAUUUAUAUUUACUGAAGCUUGAAUGUAAUGUAGUUGAUUGAAUCUAGAAUGGCAUCCCAAAUGUAUAAACCUAACAUUAUUGUGUCAUGCAAUUAAUUUAUAAUGACCACCAUAUAACUAUUUUCAGUGAGUGAUUCAGAGGUCAUGGAUUCAUUGCAAAUAAUUUAAGGCACUAGAACAGCACAAUUAUUUUAAAAUACAAAUGUAAAACAGCUUUUCAUAAUGCAUUUAUUUACUUUUUCUUUUAUUUAUUUUUUAGCAUCUGUAAAUGGGCAGUUUUUUUAUCUUUCUAUAAUAGUACAAACUCUUUCAGUCCAUUAAGUUUAGCAUUUGCCUAAAACACACACAAACACAUAUACAUACACCUGCCAGAUUUUUUUCACCACAUUGGAAAGUACAGAAUUUAUUAACAUCACACUGUUAUUUGUUGCAUGCAAAAUGGCCUGAAAGCAAGAUAGUGACUGUGUAUGAAUAGUCCAGGCUGUAGUGCAGUGUCCUCACCUCAAUUACAUACAACUAGCCACAUUUUAGUAAUGAUUGUGGAAACCCGCUGCUGCUCACCUAUAAAUGAAGUCUUUCUGUGGUAAAUACACUGUGCCAUUUUCUAUGCUGAAACAGGGUUUGAAAUUACAAAGCAUAACAUUUUAUCCCAAGCCAGGUCACAGAUAACAGUGAGCUUGCUCGCCUAUUCUCGCUUUAUGUCUUAUUUGGUUAUUUUCAGAGAUAUAUGAUUCAGCAUUAUGUGCUGCUUUUGACAUUGUAUUUUUUAGAGGUUGGUUUCAUUUUUCCCCCAUGGAAAUGGGUUAGUCUUCUUUUGAAAGAAUUCCUUUUGAGAUGCUUUCCGUGGCAGGGUUUUACUGUUUUCCUCUUAGCUGUGAACGCACAAGGUUGGCUGGAGGAGGUCAAAGCUGAGUUACCUCUAGGCCCACAGAGAGAGGACAGUGACUGAGAUUGCUCUCUGCUCCCAACAUUAAACACCAAGGACAAAAUGUAUUUUUGAUAGUAGACCUAUGCUAAAAUAUGAUCCUGUACUGUAUUCCCCACAGGUAUGAAUAUAUCUUAAUAUUUUGCCUUAGCGACGAGUACUGUCUGGUCUUGUUGAUUAGCUGUGAUUUCCAUACACAGAACUGUGCAAGCAAUGAAUGCACUAAUUUAGUUUUACUGAAUGUAUUGCAAGUUGCUUUGCUGGAUGCUGCUUGAAGACAAAGAAUUAGCUUUUAUGCACAGUGAACUGUGAUGGGAAUGGUUGCAGAGAAUGACUGAGGUGUUUUUUUUUUUAAUAGAUGAGUGCCGUGUGUCAAAACAUUACUCUAGACUCAUUGCUGUAUAUCAGCAGUUGCUGAUUCCAAUUUUAAAGAAUACAUUACUCUCAACAACUGAGUUUCCUCUCAAGACAACUCAGAAAUGGCUUGCAGAGGGCUUUCCCUCACUCAUAACACUGAAUCCAGUACAAAGUACACUUGUAGGGUUUUCUCCUGAAAAUGACUUGAAAUGUGAAAGAAGAAAUAAAAAAGAAUGAUGCACAACUCCUCUACUUACAUAGACUUGUACAUACCAAUCAGACAAGCUGACAAACUUAUUCUUGUGGAUUGUUUUCAUUUUGCGUCAUUCUAGCAUUGGUGUAAUUCAGUACUUAUCAACAAACAAAAAGACUUCAAUGGUAAGAUCAGUUCAGUUUCAUCCUUCUAAAACCCAUUCUCAAAAAGGAAUGGACUCAUUGGCUCAUAUCUCAUGCCAAUGCAUCAUUUUCUGCAUGUGAUCUUAUUAGUUAUAAUCCUGAAUGUACUCAUUUAAUAACUGAAAUUAAACAAAAAUACCAAUUUAUAAAAGGUAUAUUUGAUCAAGCUAACUGUCUUAAUAGUACUGAAAUAUGCAUAUUACUGGGCUUUGCUUCUGUUUGCCCUAAGAUGUUGUUGAGAAGACGCUGUGAUAGUUCCUGUUUUUUGCCGCUGUAUGAAUCUUGGUUCUGUUCUUCUUUAGUGCAAUAUUCCAUACAAUCUCUUUCAACUCUAAAUGAAAAAAUAGAUUUCUGCUGAUUUAUUGUAAAAAAGGAACCAUCCUGGUGAUCAUCAAUUAAAAAAAUUCUUCAUGCCAAAA
Molecule: messenger RNA, 15995 nt
Organism: Electrophorus electricus (electric eel)
Lineage: Eukaryota; Metazoa; Chordata; Actinopteri; Gymnotiformes; Gymnotidae
Gene: map1ab
Product: microtubule-associated protein 1Ab
Biological process (GO): regulation of microtubule depolymerization; axonogenesis; dendrite development
Cellular component (GO): neuronal cell body; synapse; cytosol
Molecular function (GO): microtubule binding; actin binding
Source: RefSeq, a predicted model, not a curated record